Messenger RNA from Balaenoptera acutorostrata (minke whale), 3171 nucleotides. RefSeq names its product small nuclear ribonucleoprotein U5 subunit 40 (gene SNRNP40). The record is from RefSeq and is a predicted model, not a curated record. Gene Ontology annotation, molecular function: protein binding; RNA binding. The transcript has 9 exons. Lineage: Eukaryota; Metazoa; Chordata; Mammalia; Artiodactyla; Balaenopteridae. Bases 46 to 1008 code for a protein of 320 amino acids. Gene Ontology annotation, cellular component: catalytic step 2 spliceosome.
GGUGUCCGCGCGGUCAGUGGCAGCUUAAGGAGAGUGGCUGACGCCAUGAUAGAACAGCAGAAGCGAAAGGGCCCAGAGUUGCCGCUGGUCCCAGUCAAGCGGCCGCGGCAUGAAUUGCUAUUGGGAGCGGCGGGGUCGGGCCCCGGAGCCGGGCAGCAGCAGGCGGCGCCGGGAGCUUUGCUGCAAGCGGGGCCUCCAAGAUGUUCCUCCCUUCAAGCCCCAAUCAUGCUUCUCUCAGGACAUGAAGGGGAAGUGUAUUGCUGCAAGUUUCACCCCAAUGGAUCCACCUUAGCAUCUGCAGGAUUUGACCGACUGAUAUUGUUGUGGAAUGUCUAUGGUGACUGCGAUAACUAUGCUACAUUGAAGGGACACAGUGGAGCAGUGAUGGAACUGCAUUAUAACACAGACGGCAGUAUGCUCUUCUCAGCAUCCACAGAUAAAACUGUGGCGGUGUGGGAUAGUGAAACAGGCGAGAGGGUUAAAAGACUGAAGGGGCACACUUCCUUUGUGAAUUCCUGUUAUCCGGCCAGGAGGGGUCCCCAGCUUGUCUGCACUGGCAGUGACGACGGUACAGUUAAGCUUUGGGACAUCCGUAAGAAAGCAGCGAUCCAGACAUUUCAGAACACCUACCAAGUGUUAGCUGUGACCUUCAAUGACACAAGUGAUCAGAUUAUUUCUGGUGGAAUAGACAACGAUAUCAAGGUCUGGGACCUGCGCCAAAAUAAGCUGACCUACACGAUGAGAGGCCAUGCAGAUUCAGUGACUGGCCUGAGUUUAAGCUCUGAAGGCUCUUAUCUCUUGUCCAAUGCAAUGGACAAUACAGUGCGGGUCUGGGAUGUCCGGCCGUUUGCUCCCAAAGAAAGGUGUGUGAAGAUAUUUCAAGGAAAUGUGCACAACUUUGAAAAGAAUCUUCUGAGAUGUUCUUGGUCACCUGAUGGAAGCAAGAUAGCAGCUGGCUCAGCUGACAGGUUUCUAAAGAAGACCUCGAAAAACAGGCCCACAGCCUAAGAUGUCUUACAUUCUGACAGAGUAAGAACCAUUCUAAGUAUUUUUACAUGAUUUUCAGCAGAGAUGUAUCUUUCCUAUGUAAUUAAGCUUUUAAAUGAUAUCUGCCUAGCUUUUCUUCUGAGCAGUUUGUUUCUGACAUUGGUCCUUUCUAACUUUCCAUGUCCUCUCUUCCCUCUUUCCCUCCCCACUGUUCCUUUAAGCCUUACAUGUGGAAGCAUGGCUCUGGUCUAGGAAGAGCCUGUAUGUCUACCUGCUGAGGGUUGGCCACAUUUCACAGGCCACCUCACCAAUUAGCCCCAAGUCAACAAGCAGCUCUGUUACAUGAGGAGCCUGGUUCCUGCCAAAUGUUGCCAUGCCAGAGUAAAGAGAGGAUAAGGAACCCCUCUAAAUUUAGCAUCUAAUUGGCAGCCAUGGAGAGUGAGGGCUCAAAGUAAACCCUUGGAGAUCUGGGGUUCUGCUGGCUUUUAUGUGCCUGGAAAAUGUAUUGUUCCUUCUCAGAAAACUGCUUUUCAGCUUGGCCUGAAUUUGGCAAAUUUCCCCUCCCUACUUGCAAUUCACCUACCUCCUCAUGUUCAGAUUUGAAACCCUUCAACAGUUCCUAUCAAGGACUACAAGAAGACUGGUCAGUCUCUCUGCUGUGAGUGAUUUAUUCAUAUUCAGCCUGUUGAUUUCAUGUGAUUCUGUUUUGAUCAUUUAUUUAUUCAUCAUAACAAUAGCUAUCAUUAAUUCUGUGUGCCAGGCACUUUGCAUACAUUAUUUCAUUAUUUCUCUCAACAGAGCUGUGAGAUCAACAUUGUCUCCAUCAUUACUCCAUCAUUUGACUAAGGAAAGAGAAGCUCAGAGAAGUUAAAUGAAUGUCUAAGGUUAUUUAACUAUUAAAUAGUUGCACUGAGACUUGAACCCAGAACUUAUACACUUUUUCAAUAGGCCACAUAGCCUUAGAUGGAUUAAUGAGGACAGUUAUUAUGCAUGGCAAGAAAGAAGACACUGAGGAAAAUAUGAGCAUUAGAGCCAAGGAGUCUGUAGACAGAUGGGGUUCCUUCUCUUCCACCUCGCGUGGAACUUUUAUUUAGUUCCUAUGGAGCCUAGCCCUUGUGAGCUAAACAGUGUAAUUAAGAAGCUCUUGUUUAUUUGCAUUUUAGACCAAAAGUGUAAUGUUGUUCAGAACUAGGUAUUUUAUAAUCAAGUGCUGAUGAGUGUACCCUUUUAGGUCUUGAUUGAACAAAAACAAAUAUGUAAAUAAUCGGUAUAACCUGUUUGAAAACCACCAGCCUUUUAAAUUUACCAACAGAUUGUCUUUGCAUGGUCAUAUGAAAAUAAUAUCUAUUUAUUUUACUUUCAGCUUAAAAUGACCCAAGCAAGGCUGAGGGUCAAAGGAACUUCUUUUGGCAGGGGUCGGGGGGGAGUGGAGGAUGGCAAGGGACACAAGAUAUUUGAGGGUGGUAAGAGAAAGAAGAAUACUGGAAUAUAUUAAGCGUUCUAAUUUUAAUUCUGCCACUGAGCCACUGAUGAACUGUGUAACCUUGGAAAAGUCACUGUACCUUAGUUUUCUUUUCUGUAAAAUGAGUUUAGACUAGCUGGUUUCUGUUGGCCCCUUCCCAUGCUAGAAUUCAGUAUUCUUUCUGUCCAUGAAUUCAAUGCAAGAUUUGGAUCAAGUGUAUGUUUGGGUUUUGUUUAUAUAGCAGAAAUGUCCUGUCCGUCUCUGGGCUCUGUGAUUUGAAUACAGUACUAAGAAGUUCAGGUGGAUCUACAGCCUAGUCUCCCAACCUGCCAUGAGUUGGGUUACCUUUAAGACAUUCCUAGGUGCAUAUGAAGUUAACUACACCCUAAUUAUAUUGGGUGCUCUUUAAAGAAGAUUUCUGUGUAGGAUCUGUAGGAAAAACCGUUUUUCUUUCUUCUCCAUGAUCUUUCCUAUUUCAGAAGCUUGUGUUUGAAAAUACCAGUAAUGCUGAUAUUUUUAGCUAUUCCUAUUUCUCCACUCAGUUGCUCAAGAGCAGGAUCCAUGCCUUAUUUAAAAUCUAUAUUCCUAGUUUCUAAACGUCAGAGCACAGUUCAAUAAAUACAGAUUGAAUAAAUAAAGGGUUGCUUCCAUUUCCCUUAAAAAGCCAUGCCUUUCCCCUACCCUCAGUUCUGGGAGGCCUUAGCCUUGCUCUUCAUGAUACC